UCUUGUUUAUAUAAAAUCGGAAAGCUUCUUAUAACCCGUAAUCCUACCCAUGAACCACGGAAGUAGCAGUCGGAGGAGAAUUUUGGCAGUUGCUACAAGCAGAACGGAGUGAAUUUCCCGCUAUCACAAUUAAAAUGUCCGUUCCUCUCUUCAACCUCACUCCCAAUUUGACAGUUUCAAGGCUUUGCUUAGGAACAAUGACAUUUGGUGAGCAAAACUCGUUGCCUCAAUCCUUUCGUCUUCUUGAUGAAGCCUUCCAUGCCGGAAUCAACUUCUUCGAUUCAGCAGAAAUGUAUCCAGUGCCUCAACGUGCUGAGACUCGGGGGAGGAGCGAGGAGUACCUUGGCCGUUGGAUUAGAGAAAGGAAGAUUCCGCGGAAUCGUGUUGUUAUAGCAACUAAGGUUACUGGACCUUCAGGACAAAUGGUUUGGAUUCGAGGUGGACCCAAGUGUUUGGAUGCUAAGAAUAUUACUGAGGCAAUUGACAAUAGCUUGCAAAGAAUGCAAAUGGACUACAUUGAUCUCUAUCAGAUUCACUGGCCUGAUCGUUAUGUUCCAAUGUUUGGAGAAACAGAAUAUCAUCCUACCCAGCAAUUCUGUUCAAUUAGUAUAGAGGAACAACUUGAUGCGCUUAGCCGAGCUGUUGAUUCUGGCAAGGUCAGAUACAUUGGACUUAGUAAUGAAACUCCAUAUGGUAUCAUGAAGUUCCUUCACGUUGCUGAAAGGAUUGCUUGGUAUCCUAAAAUAGUUUCUGUGCAGAACUCAUACAGUUUGCUUUGCCGGACUUUCGAUUCUGGGCUAGCUGAGUGCUGUCAUCACGAGGGGAUCAGCUUAUUGGCAUACAGCCCCCUGGCCAUGGGCAUACUUUCUGGGAAGUAUUUUGCACCUAAUGGAGGUCCAGCAAAUGGCCGGUUAAAUCUUUUCAAAGGAAGAUAUUCAGAAGGGGAAUCAAGAUACAACCUAUCAAAUAACAUGAUAAAAGCAGCUACUAUGGAAUACCUUGAUAUUGCAAAAAAACACGGUCUUCAUCCUGUAUCUCUUGCAAUUGCUUUUGUCUUGAGACACCCUCUAGUUGCAAGCACCAUAUUUGGAGCUACCAGCUCAUGGCAGCUCCAAGAGACUCUUAACGGUUGCAAGAUCCAGCUGACACCAGAAAUAAUUGAAGAUAUCAACAAGGUUGCUGCAAAGUUGGAACUGGGUUUCGGCUAAGGGAAGUCUUGGUGACUAGAUCCAAGUAUCAUGCUUUUGGCCGAACAUUAGGCGGGUGUUGUUGCGAGAAGAUGAAUUCAAUGAUCCAAAACUCUUCUCCACUCUCGAAGACUUUGCUUUUGUCUAGUUUCUUUCUAAUCAUUUAGCUCAAAGUUAAGGUUUUUCUCCAUAGAGUUUUUGUGUGAAAUUUGAAUUUUGGUUGUUUUCCCUAAAUUAUCGAGAUUAAAGAAACCCAAUUUUUCUUCAAUACGGAUAAAUCUUGAUUUUUGGGAGAUCUAAAAACUAAAUUCUAAUUAUUCUUUGAAUUAUUCAAAAUCAAUUUGUUUGUAAAAAGAUAAUCUGUUGAUAAUUAGAUAAAUUGAUUAGCUAAAAAUUGAGAGAAAACAGGACUUCUCAAUUUCAAAAGCAAGAGUUUGCUUUUAUUUAUACUCUCUUUAUCCUCAUCCACUUCACAAUAUCAUCCGUUUGAAAUUUUCUUUUUCCUUCUCUCUCCAAUUUGAUUGUGAAUUGAGAAAAUGAACUCUGCCUGCUUGCUUCAUAAAAGUUGAAAAUCCAUUGUCUAUCAUCUUCCUCGUGCC
Manihot esculenta (cassava) is the source of this 1786-nucleotide messenger RNA. RefSeq names its product protein tas. Lineage: Eukaryota; Viridiplantae; Streptophyta; Magnoliopsida; Malpighiales; Euphorbiaceae. The coding region runs from base 135 to 1208 and encodes 357 amino acids. The transcript has 13 exons. The record is from RefSeq and is a predicted model, not a curated record.